UUCAACACAGCGGACCAACAAGCUGCUGUGGUCUGUGGCACAUUCACGGGAAUAAAACGACGGCUUGGUUUUCUGCAAUAUUGCUGGAUUGUCGGAGCUGCAGAGAUGUGUGCUUGAGACGUCUCAGUUGUAACGAUAGGAGGGGGGAAACGUACAUAUCACCGAUGUGAAAAAGGCAGCAUCCCCUCCUGUCUACCUGCAGCUGAUCUGCUGCAUUUGGCUUUGGAGGACUGAGACUGCUGCAGCUGCAAAUCUCAUCAUCAUCAUCAUCAUCAUCAUCAACAUCAUCAACAUCUGCCACUUCAAAUACGACAAGACACAAGAGGACACAGGCUGCACUUUGGCUGAUCAAAGCGCCAACAGUCAGAAAGGACCUGUAGACGAUGACUCCAGCAGAGAUGCUUGCUUGAACGCAGCAUGAGAUAACUGAGGGCUAACAUACCACUCGCUGAUACAAGCUUUUUCUGUUUGGCGCUGAUGAAAAUGUUCCAGUGUGUCAGUUGACUGACAGGGUUGCAGUGGUGUUCUAGCCCACGCUAUAGCCAGCAGCUGAACCGCAGACACCACAGAGGAGAUGGCUCGUCCAGGAUCUGGGUUGCUGGUGCCUGUCAAUGGGCUGGGGUACCCCCCUCAGAACCUGGCCAGAGUGGUGGUCUGGGAGUGGUUGAACGAACAUGGGCGCUGGAGGCCCUACACUGCAGCGGUUUGCCAUCAUAUUGAGAAUGUACUGAAGGGGGAUGCCCGGGGUACCGUGGUUCUAGGGCAGGUGGAUCCCCAGCUCUCUCCUUACAUCAUUGACCUGCAGUCCAUGCAUCAGUUUCGACAGGACACAGGCACCAUGAGACCAGUGCAGAGGAACUUCUAUGAGCCGUCAUCCGCCCCAGGGAAAGGUGUGGUGUGGGAGUGGGAGAAUGACAACGGUUCGUGGACACCGUAUGACAUGGAAAUCUGUGUGACCAUUCAAAACGCCUACGAGAAGCAGCACCCCUGGUUGGACCUGACCUCUCUGGGCUUCUGCUACCUCAUCGACUUCAACAGCAUGUCUCAGACAAACAGGCAGAGCCAGCGCAAGCGACGCCUGCGAAGACGCAUGGACCUUGCUUACCCUCUCAUCAUGGGUUCCAUCCCUAAGUCGCAGUCCUGGCCUGUGGGAGCCAGCUCCGGACAGCCCUGCUCCUGCCAGCAGUGCAUCCUGGUCAACAGUACGAGAGCCGCCUCUAAUGCUAUUCUGGCUUCUCAGCGACGAAAGCACUACGGAGGCACAGCAGGCAACCCGGGUGCCACAGGAACCCUGACAGUAGUGCGGCAGAGUAACACCUUUGCUGGAACCUCCCUCUGGUCUCCGACAUCCGCUUCCUCCGGCACCAACAACAAUAACAUAAGUAUGGGCGGCGGACAAGCCAAAGCUGAACAGGUGCAGUUGCCACUGUCCACUGCCAACUUCCCCUGUUCCCCCGUGAUGCCAUCUCUUUCAUCCGCCCAUGGCCACCACGCUCUCACCAUCAACGGACAGAACAACCUGAAUCGACCAGGCACGCAGCGCAUUUCAGUGGGCACUGCCAGAGGAGCCAUCCCACCAGGGGUUCCUGCACUCCCAGUAAAGAACCUGACUGGAUCUGGACCAGUGCACCCAGCACUAGCAGGUAUGACAGGUAUCCUGAUGUGCGCUGCAGGUCUACCGGUUUGCCUGACUCGGGCCCCCAAGCCCAUCCUGCACCCGCCACCCAUCAACAAGAGCGACAUGAAGCCGGUGCCGGGGAUCAACGGCAUGCGACGCAAAACUAAGAAAAAGCACCUGAGGAGGGGGAAAAACCCAGAGGAUGUGGUGCGAAGAUACACAGACAAGAUUAAAGUGGUGCCAGACGAGGACUGUACCAUCUGCAUGGAGAGGCUGGUCAUGUCAUCAGGCUAUGAAGGCGUCCUGCAGCACAAAGGCAUCAAGCCAGAGCUGGUGGGCAAACUUGGCAAGUGUGGGCACAUGUACCAUCUGCUGUGCCUGGUGGCCAUGUACAACAAUGGCAAUAAGGAUGGCAGUCUUCAGUGCCCAACAUGCAAGACCAUCUAUGGGGAGAAAACAGGCACUCAGCCUCCUGGGAAGAUGGAGUACCACGUCAUCCCCCACUGCCUGCCCGGCUAUUCAGACUCCAAGACCAUCCGCAUCGUCUACGACAUUCCUGCCGGCAUCCAGACCAAUGAGCACCCCAACCCCGGGAAGAAGUUCAGUGCAAGAGGGUUCCCUCGACACUGUUACCUCCCCGACAAUGAGAAAGGCAGGAAGGUCCUGAAGUUGCUGAUCAUGGCCUGGGACCGUCGCCUCAUCUUCACCAUCGGCACGUCCAGCACCACAGGCGAGUCAGACACAGUGGUGUGGAACGAGAUUCACCACAAGACAGAAUUUGGCUCCAACCUGACAGGCCACGGCUACCCAGACCCUAACUACUUGGACAACGUCCUGACAGAGCUGUCGGCCCAGGGGGUCGGCGAGGACAACCUGAAGGACUGAGGACCAGCUGAGCUGGUACGCAGGAGCUAACUCACCAUGCCCCGUCGUCUCCUAGAGAGCAGGGACACUGCAUGACGGGCCAACAUGCAGCUGGCAACUCUUUACUCCCCACAAACAAAAAGACCUUGCAGAUGUGGUGGCACAAGAGCAACAGAAACAAAAUAAAUGAUGUAAUGGUUAUGAUCAAUUUUUUGAUUUCUAUAACCUAACAAGAUUUCCCCCCAUGCUGUCUUUUGAUCCAUGCCAUGAGCAUGUUGCCUUCAUGCCAAAUUUUCUCAGAGGAUCGAGGAAUGUAAAGACGAGGUUUUGAUGUUGUUAGGGAAAUGGUCGUUAACCCCUUUUAGAUUCAAACUGAUGCUACUCCUCUGCAUUUGGAGUAAAAUGACGAGGGGCUAAAACAGUUUAAAGGCAUAUUUAAAAAUGCUGAUCUCCAGAUUGCAUGGCCCAGACUAACGCUGCAUAAUGAAUGUUGAGCGAAUAUCUGCAAUAGGCUGAGGUGCCAUUGGAGGACUUGAUAUUGUGAAGCUUAAUAUUGUAAAGAUACAUUCAAGAGAGUUGCAGAAUUUGGAUUAUUUCCCCUGCCCCACCCCCCACCAUUUUCUCUAAUAAUUAAUAUUGUUCUGUAACAAUGUGGUGAGACUUGGUUUUGUGACUUUGGGUUGGGAUGGAAUGAGAGGAUUUGGGCUGGAACAGUGAGUAGAACUGAGUGAAGAUGAUGUGACUUAAGAUUGCACUGGGUUUCUCUGACAUUUUCCACUUGUGAUACACACAGGUCAGUCGUUCUGUAAAACGAAGGUGUGCUCUGUAGUGCAUGAGAUAGAUUCUGAAGAGAGCUUAAAGGCUAUGACAUAUAAGUGUUUGAUGAUAAAUGUAUGUUGUAUGGUUAACCUUGUUGACUGUCUGUGAGAGGAGGCGUGAAAUAGAUGAAACAAGUGUCUUACCAGUCAGUUUGACGCUUGUUUAGAGGUGUUGUAACUUCGAAGGCUGCGGUUGGGAAGCGAGGUUUGCUUCGCUUCAAGGUUAAACUCAUUUGUUUUGUUGACGCAUUGAUGACACUGACCUCUGUGAAUAUAAAGCCUGCAUUAUUAUUCUCCCUGUUGGAGCAAACCCAGGCAUUGGCACAAUCCAUCAUGUUGACCGUACAUGGGUGUACGACUGCAUGCUCUGAGGCAUUAAUAUGCUGGCUUUAAGUCCUUGAGGAAAGAAGCUGAACGCGCUUCUCACAGAUGGACGUUCAGUUUUCCCUCAGAGAUUCAUCUUGGGCAGCGCUACCCUCCAGCUCGCCUGUGAUCUACAAGUCCCCUGUGAGCUUAUUUGCUGUCAGACGGUGCGCUGGGCUCUACUGCUUUCUUAUAGGGAGCAGUGAAACAUCUCAUUCCCAGCGUGAGCUCACUCAGAGUUGUUAGGGCCCAUCCUGAUGUAUGGCCUCUUCCACCACUGUUCC
This is a messenger RNA of Scomber japonicus (chub mackerel), 3947 nucleotides long. RefSeq names its product deltex 1, E3 ubiquitin ligase (gene dtx1). Gene Ontology annotation, biological process: Notch signaling pathway; protein ubiquitination. Gene Ontology annotation, cellular component: nucleoplasm. Lineage: Eukaryota; Metazoa; Chordata; Actinopteri; Scombriformes; Scombridae. The transcript has 10 exons. Bases 575 to 2503 code for a protein of 642 amino acids. Gene Ontology annotation, molecular function: zinc ion binding; ubiquitin protein ligase activity. The record is from RefSeq and is a predicted model, not a curated record.